ACACACCACACCCUAUACAUACCCACAAGAGCUAAACCAUAAACCACACUCAGCUGCAGGUUACAGAACCCUCAAUCUCGAAUCUCCGAUGGGGCUAAUCCUCGGCAAAAUCUCCGUCGAAACCCCUAAAUACCAACUCAUCCUCAAAACCGCCGAUUACGAGAUCCGCACCUACCCUCCCUCCGUUCUCGCCGAGGUAACCUACGACCCCGCUCUUCUAGGCGACCGCGAUGGGGGCUUCAUGAUCCUCGCCAAAUACAUCGGCGCUGUUGGCGAACCUCAGAACUCCCGGCCCGAGAAAAUCCCCAUGACGGCCCCCGUCAUCACUCACUCCGCUGAGAAGAUUGACAUGACGGCGCCCGUCGUUACCAGCGGCGGAGGAGGAUCGACCCCAAUAACGAUGCAAUUCGUGCUUCCGGCAAAGUAUGCGAGGGCGGAGGAUGCUCCGCAGCCGACGGACGAGAGGGUGAGGAUAAGGGAGGUGGGGGAGAGGAAGUAUGGGGUUGUGAGAUUCAGCGGCGUGGCGACGGAGACUACUGCAGCGGACAGGGCGGAGAAGUUGAGGAAGAGCUUGGAGAGGGAUGGGUAUAAAUUGGUUGGCGAGCAUGUGCUUGCCAGGUAUAAUCCCCCCUGGACUUUGCCUCCUUUGAGGACAAAUGAGGUCAUGCUUCCCAUUGAAUAAGUGAAGCUUUCAAUCUUUGUGUGUUUUUUUUGCUGCUGUUACACAAACCUGAUGUAGAUCAAACUUUUCCUUGUUGAAUUUUGAAUAAAUUGUGUGUUUUUUCAAUGUAUAUCA
Molecule: messenger RNA, 796 nt
Organism: Phalaenopsis equestris
Lineage: Eukaryota; Viridiplantae; Streptophyta; Magnoliopsida; Asparagales; Orchidaceae
Product: heme-binding-like protein At3g10130, chloroplastic
Exons: 1
Coding region: 89-682 (197 amino acids)
Source: RefSeq, a predicted model, not a curated record